Fulvia fulva is the source of this 228-nucleotide messenger RNA. RefSeq lists its product as uncharacterized. The record is from RefSeq and is a predicted model, not a curated record. Bases 1 to 228 code for a protein of 75 amino acids. The transcript is spliced from 2 exons. Lineage: Eukaryota; Fungi; Ascomycota; Dothideomycetes; Mycosphaerellales; Mycosphaerellaceae.
AUGUCUGCUCAAGCUCCCGCUGUCACAACACCUCCAAGUGACAAGGACACUCCGUCUCAAGACCGCGGCCUCUUCCAUCACGAGUACCAGAAACACCAGUCACACCACUACAUGCGCACAUAUGGUGGACAGGCCCUCAACGCGAUGAUGUGGGGCUUUGGAGCCACCCUCGGUGCUGACGCAGCGCAGGCGGUAGUGGGUGAAGCGAAAGAGUGGUGGCGGCAUUAA